Molecule: messenger RNA, 625 nt
Organism: Mycotypha africana
Lineage: Eukaryota; Fungi; Mucoromycota; Mucoromycetes; Mucorales; Mycotyphaceae
Product: peptidyl-prolyl cis-trans isomerase cyp5
Exons: 6
Coding region: 35-499 (154 amino acids)
Biological process (GO): protein folding; protein peptidyl-prolyl isomerization
Molecular function (GO): peptidyl-prolyl cis-trans isomerase activity
Source: RefSeq, a predicted model, not a curated record
UGACGUCGCGGUUAAUGGCAAUCCUUCAGGUCGAAUGACAUUCAAGCUCUUUGCUGACACUGUUCCCAAAACCGCUGAAAACUUCCGUGCUCUCUGUACUGGUGAAAAGGGUGUCGGCAAGUUUGGAAAGCCCUUACACUAUAAGAACAGCCAUUUUCAUCGUAUUAUCCCAGGAUUCAUGGCUCAAGGCGGUGAUUUCACUAUGGGUGAUGGUCGUGGUGGUGAAUCUAUUUAUGGCCACAAAUUUAAUGAUGAAAACUUCAAAUUAAAACAUGAAAGCAAAGGUCUCUUGUCUAUGGCUAAUGCUGGACCUAAUACCAAUGGUUCCCAAUUCUUUAUUACCUUCGAUAAGACUCCUUGGUUAGACGGCCACCACACUGUCUUCGGUCAAAUUACAGAAGGUACAGAAGUUUUGGAUCUUUUGGAGAAAUAUGGCACUCAAAGCGGUGCACCUCAAGCAAAAAUUGAAAUUAUUGAUUCUGGAGAGAUCAAAGAAUAAGAUAGAAAAGACGUAGCAAAGCAAGCCCGGGCACCUUGAUGUAUCCAGUCGUUUGAACGCCAAAGGGCGGAUUUUCUAAAUAAAAUACGGCUGAUAGAUUUUCAUCCCAAAGGUCAAUAUCAGGAA